GUUCUUUAAAUAAAUCAUGAAAACUUCUUCUAUAUGGUUCUUGGGCUUAGUGAUAAAAUUGGGAAAUUCAUCAAAUACACUUUAUGCGUGGCUAUACAGUCCGCCCUUCCAGCCUUCCUUUGGAAGCCUCGUCCUCGGAGGGUGCGACAGAAGAUCAUGGAACGGCCUCCCAUUUCCACGCACUCAAGGUACCCGUCAAGUUCGACACCGAUGGUAUCUCGACCCCCAACUACUCGCCACCCAGAAGACAGGAGAACAACUUCAACAUGGACGAUACGCCGCACAUCCACAUCCAUAGGGUCACCUGCAAUCAGGACUUCCCUUCCACGUGGCAACCUGCCCGACGCAUCAUCACCUUCAUGGGCUUGGUGUCGCUGAUCUGCACCCUUCUGGUGGUAGUCAUCAUCAUCAUCGCAGUGGCCCUCUCCAAGACAGCACACCCGCGGACGACGCCUCUCAGACACUCCGAAUUGGUGUACCUGGUGCCCCAACCGAGGAAGUUCAUCAAUAGAACACCUACCAUCGUGGUGCAUAGGCAGAACCCGAGGAUAUGGCAGAAGCACGUCGAGGAUCUCGCAACUCUGGUGAAGGCCUACAGGGAACGACAAGGGGCCAUCGCCACAUCGAAUUGUGACUUACACUAUGCCCCUAUAGGUGUGUCUUCCUGUUCUUUCCCUCUGGACAGAAUCAGUGACAACUGUACUUUGCAAAAUAACUUCGGUUACGACACUGGAAACCCAUGUGUUGCCCUGGUAUUCAAUGCUUUCGCUGGCUGGAAUCCAGUUCCAUACAACAAAUCCAACGCUGCUAACAUUCCACCGGAGGUUCAGCACGGUUACGACUUCCAGCAGCUUGUUCCAAUUACUUGUAACACUUCAGUGGCAUCUUCGGAAGAGUCCAAUCUCUUUCACGUCCAUUACUCGCCUUUUCCAGGCUUUCCAUUCAGGUAUUUGCCGAUGCGUGGCAUGAUGGGAUCGACUUUGCCACCGUUAGUGAUGAUCCAGUUCAUAGGACCACAAACAAUGGCGGACGUGGAAGUUAGUUGCUACUUGUGGGCGAAGAAUUUACCUCGGAAUGUCACAAAUGAUCCUGGAUCUAUACGCUUCAGUUUCUUUAUUGUAUGAAAAUGUUAAAUGUUUCAAUUUGGUGUGAUAAUAUGUUACAACGAUUCGCAGAAAUCGUUUGUAAAAAUUUUGAAUAAAAAUAAAUGAUACGCAGAAAUCGUCUGCUUAAAAAAUAAUAAAGAACUGUAGAUGUAAUCGUUUGUAAAAGAAAAUUCUGAAAGACUAAUUUGCAGAAAAGAAUUCUGAAACCAAGCAGAAUUUCGGCAGCUGAAACAGAAAAACUUAUACGUCACUGAAACUUUAAAUCGUGCGACUAAUGUUACCUGAUUUCUGUAGGCGAAUAUAAUAUUUCAAGCCAAUUUAAUCAAUUACUUUUCUUUACUUUAAGAAUAUUUUUGGCACAAGUAUUCGUUGAAACUUGUAGUGUUGCUGUAUUGCACGUAAAACAAAAGAAGAAAAUUCUAAUUCUGUUUAUAUUAUUUAGAGAAAUUAAUUAAGCACAGACAUAAUAAAACUAUUCAGCAAGCUGACAAUUAUUUGAACAAUAGAUGUUUUUAUAAAGUAAAUGUGUAUGGUUAAAGAAACACGAAAAGCUGGUUUACGUGAAUGUUUCUGUAUUUCAUCUAUUUAUUAUUUCAGAAAAGGAAAGGCUUUCGUCUUUUUGUGAAGAAACAAAAGAAAUCAUUUAAUUGGCUAAUAGAAAUUUUCCAAAAAUUUCAUGAAAAUAAAACCCAGUUUAAGUUUUUAAUUUUACCAAUACCCAGAUGACGUUUACAGAUUUAUAUGAUUUUAAAUUUUAAAAGCUUCCAAAAGAUAAUGGACCAUUUUUACUUCUUUUGCUGUUUCAUUAUUACGA
This is a messenger RNA of Argiope bruennichi, 1920 nucleotides long. Its product is annotated as sodium/potassium-transporting ATPase subunit beta-like. Gene Ontology annotation, molecular function: ATPase activator activity. The coding region runs from base 84 to 1124 and encodes 346 amino acids. Gene Ontology annotation, cellular component: sodium:potassium-exchanging ATPase complex. The record is from RefSeq and is a predicted model, not a curated record. Gene Ontology annotation, biological process: intracellular sodium ion homeostasis; sodium ion export across plasma membrane; potassium ion import across plasma membrane. NCBI's taxonomy places the organism in Eukaryota, Metazoa, Arthropoda, Arachnida, Araneae, Araneidae. The transcript is spliced from 4 exons.